AUUCUUUUGGGCGAAAAAAAGAAGACCGAUCGGUGAGUUUCCAGUUCUUCUUCACCUUCCGCUCUCUUAGACCAUGGACCUUCGAAUUCUAGAAUGGAGGAAGAGCCAGAACAUGGUUCAAUUAAUAUGGAUUCUUCUGUGGCCGGUACGUCGUCUUCCAACGCCUCACAGGUUCUCGAAGAGGUGGCUCAUGGCGGUCGGUUUCCGCCGCACGAUCAAUUUCGAAAUCCGGAACCAGAGGAACGACAAAUCGGAACUUCUUUCCGUGGAAACUUCAGGUUGUUCGACGACGAUGUGUCGGCGGCCAUCGGUGAAGAUACCUGGUCCUGCGCCAUCGUCCUCCUCACAUUUUGGUUCUUCGUGUCCAUGACAAUUUUUUUGGGGGUAUACGGAUCUGAGAAUAUACAGCUCGGUCCUAAUAGUUCACUUCUUCUGGAACCUAACCCCUUUUUUGUGCAGUCUAUAAAGACGGAAGGGCUAAAUCAGUCAAAGCUUGGGCCUAUGCUAUUUGGGUUCUAUGAAUCUCCACCUCUUGAUGUUGUGAAAAUCUGGUCUGAGACUCAUAAAGUGUCCGUCCCUAUGGAUUCUUACAAGGAUUGGAUGUACUACCUUAAUGCGGGGUCUCAAAUAAACAUAUCAUAUGCCAUGCAUUCUCCUAAUACCUCUCUUUUCCUUAUAAUUGCCCAAGGGAGUGAUGGCCUGGCUCAAUGGCUUGACAACUCAUCAUAUCCUAAUACCACUUUAUCAUGGAAUGUCAUUUGUAGAAGUGGUGUGAUUAGGCAGGAUAUAGUAACGUCCUCUAGUUACUAUGUUGCCGUGGGUAACCUGAACUCAGAGGAUGUGGAGGUGCAAUUACACCUGAGGAUAAGGGCUUCCCUCUACAAUACAAGUGAAGCUUAUUACAGAUGCAAUCUCACUCAAGGAGCUUGUGGCAUAGAAAUUUUGUUCCCCGAGGGAAAUGCAGCUGUCUUAACCUCUUUUGGUGAUGAGGCUGCUACUGGCUAUGGGUUGUAUGUCAAACUCUCCUAUGGACCAAGAUUGGUCACAUAUAUUAUUGGUAUAGGUGGUUUGAGUCUGCUCAUGCUAUUCGCCUUUAACUUCUUGAACAAGUUCCAAUGUGCCCGCAAUGAAACAGGAGGUCAUCAUGAACAGAGAAGAUCUGAGAGAGCACCAUUGCUUUCUAACAAAGAUGAUCUUUCAAGUUGGGGGUCGUCUUAUGAUUCCGCUUCCAAUGAUGAGGAGGAUCUUGAAAACUUCCUGGCUGUGGGUUCUCUUGAGGGGAAGUCUUUGGGAGAGGGAGAAAACAGUAAUAACACUCGACGCCUUUGUGCGAUAUGCUUUGAUGCUCCCAGGGACUGCUUUUUCCUUCCAUGUGGACACUGUGUGGCUUGUUUUGCAUGUGGAACCAGGAUAGCAGAGGCAGAUGGCACUUGCCCAAUAUGUCGUAGGAAAAUGAAGAAGGUGAGGAGGAUUUUUACAGUCUAAAAGCUACUCGGCUUAUUUUAAAAAGAUGGCAAA
Molecule: messenger RNA, 1518 nt
Organism: Morus notabilis
Lineage: Eukaryota; Viridiplantae; Streptophyta; Magnoliopsida; Rosales; Moraceae
Exons: 11
Coding region: 94-1485 (463 amino acids)
Source: RefSeq, a predicted model, not a curated record